Messenger RNA from Tachysurus vachellii, 1071 nucleotides. It is a transcript of the gene hprt1l, whose product is annotated as hypoxanthine phosphoribosyltransferase 1, like. NCBI's taxonomy places the organism in Eukaryota, Metazoa, Chordata, Actinopteri, Siluriformes, Bagridae. Gene Ontology annotation, biological process: hypoxanthine metabolic process; guanine salvage; GMP salvage. The record is from RefSeq and is a predicted model, not a curated record. Bases 89 to 781 code for a protein of 230 amino acids. The transcript is spliced from 10 exons. Gene Ontology annotation, molecular function: magnesium ion binding; hypoxanthine phosphoribosyltransferase activity.
CAGUGCUGGGAGUGACUUGAGCGCGUGCACACACAAGCAUGAAUGCACCAGUAUCACUAUAGUGCACUUCAAGGGCAAGCUGAUAAAGAUGGAUUCUUCUUAUUUAGAGAUUGAUGAUGAGAACAAGGGGUUUGCGCUGAGCCUCUUUUGCAUACCUAAACACUAUGAAGAAGACUUGGACAGUGUUAUCAUUCCCAACGGUCUUAUAAAAGAUAGGACCGAGCGCUUGGCCAGAGACAUUGUUCGUGACAUGGGAACACAACACAUCAUGGCCCUGUGUGUGCUGAAAGGAGGCUAUACAUUCUUUGCAGACCUGAUGGACUACAUUAACGCGCUGAAUCGUAACAGUGACAAAUCUGUACCGCUGACCGUGGAUUUCAUUAGGCUUAAGAGUUACUCGAAUGACCAGACGACAAGCCGUGUACAGGUUAUCGGAGGAGAUGACUUAGCUUCUCUCACUGGAAAAAAUGUGCUUGUGGUUGAGGAUAUUAUAGAGACUGGGAAGACGAUGGAAACUCUGCUGACGUUAUUAAAUAAAUGUCAACCCAAGAUGGUCAAAGUGGCCAGCCUUCUUGUGAAGAGGACACCCCGAAGCUCAGGGUAUCGUCCUGACUACUUCGGUUUCGAGGUUCCUGAUAAAUUCCUGGUGGGAUAUGCUCUAGACUACAACGAAUAUUUCAGGGAUUUGAACCACAUCUGUAUACUCAGCGACCGAGCAAAGGAAAAGUACAAGGCGUACGAACGUCGAUUAACAAAAGGCCAAAGAUGUUGGAGAAUGUAAGGGCCACCUGAAAAUAGAUUUUGUUCAGAAUUAGACAUCUAGAGUUAUUCAUAUUAAUGACAUAUAAAAUAUGACAUUAUUAGGAACUAUUGUUUUAUGUGUAUGUUUUUAUUUAUUUCUGGUGAGGCCUUAGGAUGUACUUGAUUUAAAAAAAACCUGAUAUAAUAUUUCAUCAGUUCUGAGAGAAUUGAGAUGUUUUAGUUUGAGUUAUGAAUCUAGUGCAUGAAUGUACACAAUGUCAUAACUUCUGUGUUUAUCAGAUACAAUAAAAUAAAUGUCUUAUUUUGUAA